UCCUGCAUAUGGGUUUUAUCUCUUAAUUAAUAGCUUUUGUUUUCUUUUGGUUCAGACAUUCGAUAUUGCAUCUCCGUUCAAGUGUAGAUAUGUACUUAUUGUCAAUACCAAGGCUUUAACUUCUGACUAGUCUUAACUUACCAGCAAUAGUUAGGCCAAUCAGUUUUACUAUUAUUUAUUUAGGAUUUAACCAAAAAGAAGAAAGAAAGUAUAUACUUGGCUACGUUGCUCACAUAAAAAGAAAAACCUUAAAUAUAUGUUAAGACACACACAUGAAGGUGAUUUUCUCGUAAGAUCACUAUGUGGAACUUGAAGCCUGAAACUGAGCCAUAUGGUUCUCACUUUCCUGGUACUAUUCAAGGCGAAAGGAAUAUAUGACUGCCUAAUUGAUUGAUGGAAUGAUAAAAUGAGCUGGCCUGCAUCCAUUUUAGCUAAGGAUGAGAGAAGAACAAAGUACAUAAACAAUGAAAAAUAUCAAAUACUUUCUUUCUCCAUUAUGGCAGGGAAAGAUUGUGAUGUUUUUCUUUAUUAUUCUUGACAGUAACAGGUAUAAUUUUAUUUGGGGUUUGAUGGGGAUAUGUGUAGACAUGGUUACAGAACAGAAAACCAAGAGGGCCCAUACUACAGUAGGUGACAAAAAGCCAACCCGAAUGCUGUGAAGUCUCCUUAAAAGCCAGAAUAAAUAUAGGAUUUCCAUGUACUUGUUUUGGAACUCCUCAAUUUGUGCUUUGUGCAUGCUUCCUCCCUCUCUUGUCUGUAUUUUCCUUUGGCUAGCUAGUAUAAGUACCCGUAUCCCAUGCUAAAGAAAGUCUACCAUGCAAAAGUCUUUUAUGAAUGAAAAUGGAGCUUUUAGUAAUCUUCACAUCUCUAUGUAUUUGUCUCUCGAUGUUAGUAACACCUUGUGCGGGUUUUCAAACUGAGGAACAGCCAUCUCAUAAGGGACAAGGUAUUGGUGCUGAUGAAAUGCAUUCUCUUCCUACCCUUCCAAGAAAGCUCAGAGUACUCCUUGAUAAGGCAGCACUGCCUGCAGCUGUUAAAGGUCAUGGAGGUCAAGUUUCCACUUCAAACAAUAAACAGAAGAGAGAUUUAUCAGGAAAAGCACAUCACGGAGAGGAAAGCAUGAUAAAUGCAAGCAGAGGGACAAGGCAAGAAUGGGCGGAGGGGACCGACACAUCGCAGUUUUUGACAAUGGAUUAUUCCCACGUUAGAAGAAGACGUCCUAUACAUAACAAGUCCUUGCCGGUUGGUCCAUGAAACAUGGAGAAAGAGAUAAUCCGAAAUAUAGUUUCUCAGUACAGUACUAAUUACAAGUUAAAUUAGAAGAGCAACCCCCUUUUCUUUUCUUCUUUUUCUUUUGUUUUUCUUUGUUCUGAACUCGAACAAACCCCAUCUUAGGAUAACAAUUUUGCUUUAAAAGUAAUGUUUCUUGUAUGUAUCUAGGAGACUCUGGAGUAGGUUUUGUUUAUUAUAUGUCUGUAAUGGCCGACAUUAUGGAGCAUAACCCUAAGAUUUUUGUAACAAAUUACUAGUAUCCUAUGUGAAAUCUGAGAUUGUUUUUCUUUUUUUGUAA
Molecule: messenger RNA, 1570 nt
Organism: Ricinus communis (castor bean)
Lineage: Eukaryota; Viridiplantae; Streptophyta; Magnoliopsida; Malpighiales; Euphorbiaceae
Product: protein GOLVEN 6
Exons: 4
Coding region: 835-1254 (139 amino acids)
Source: RefSeq, a predicted model, not a curated record